AGGCUCUACAGUGUAUACUUGGUUUGUGUGUCUGUCUGCACAUACAGCAAUAGUGCAGCUCAAAAAUUACAAUACCUAUGGCUUUAGUACUACGGUGUUUAUGCACAUUAUCGUAUAUCAUGUACAUGAGAGAGGGAGAAAGAAAAAAGAGCUGUCCUGGGUGUUGUUGUGCCUUUGCCUUUCUACCUCGUAGUUUUCACAUACACUGAAUGACUGUACAUGUUACAUCUAGGUGAAGGAGAAGGAGCAGGCACACAGGGAGUAUAGAGAGGCCAUCAGUAAAGGUCAUGGAGCUUACCUCAUGGACGAGGAGACACCAGACGUGUUCACAGUCAGUGUGGGUAACCUACCGCCAGGGGCCAGUGUCCUAAUUAAGAUCACCUACGUCGCCGAGCUCGUCGUCGAGGGAGAAAACAUUGUAUUCUCGUUGCCUGGCAACGUGGCGCCGUGGAAACAGGAGACUGCUCUUGACCAAACAACUCAGACCGACGUGAAAACUACGAAGGUCAAGAAACAGAGUGGAGAGCUGUCUGUCCAGGUUGCCGUGGAGAUGCCGUUUAACAUCAAGACUAUUGAGUCGCCCACCCACAAGAUCAAGCUGAAGAAAACUGCGAGUAUGGCCACGGUGGAGCUGUGUCCCCAUUCCGUUCUGGGGGCGGGGUUCACUCUACUGGUGGGUCUGUCUGAGAUCCAUGUCCCUAGGAUGUGGGUGGAGGAGGACAAGAAAGGGCAUCAUGCGUGUAUGCUGACGUUCUAUCCCGAGUUCGAAGUUGACGAAAUCUCAGACAACGAGAUAAUCUUCUUACUUGACCUCUCCAACUCCAUGAAGGACUGUGCAGAGAAUGCCAAGAAGGUUCUACUGCUUCUGCUCCACCAUCUGCCCACAAAGUGCCAUUUCAACGUAUUAGCCUUCGGAGGGACACAUGAAGCAGUGUUCCCAGUCAGUGUGAUGAAGAACAAAGACACCCUCUCCACCGCACAAAAAUUUGUCCAGGAACGCGUUCCAAAUAUGGGCAGCACUGACGUCUGGAGGCCUCUUCGUGCACUUCAGUUGCUAUCGGAGACAAGCCCCACCUCCUCGUCGUUGCCGGGGGAAACGACAUCCCUCCCUCCCCGUUCGGUGUUUCUGGUGUCCGAUGGUCAUGUGACUGACGAGGGGGCGACCCUGUCCGUUAUCAGACAGGCAUUGCGAAACUGUCGGCUCUUCACUUUUGGAGUCAGCUCCACGGCCAACCGGCAUUUCCUCAGAGCCAUGGCGAGGGUCGGCGCCGGUUGCGAAGAGUUCUUCGACCCAAAGACCAAGUCUCGUUGGGAGAGAAAGGUCAGAGGUCAGCUGGCCAAGGCGUUCCAGCCGGCGCUGACGGCAUUGUCGGUCGAGUGGCAGCAGUUCGACGACAACGCCCCCAAACCAGUCCAGGCUCCUCAGGAGAUGGUGUCACUGUUUAGUGGUUCGAGACAAGUUGUCUACGGCUUUGUUCCUCACUGCAAACAGGCGACACUAAAAGCCAAGAUAGGCGGCAAAGAAGUACAGACUAUGGUAUCUACCACUGACCUUGCCAUGACACAAGGCAGAAUGUUGCACCAGUUGACAGCCAGAGCCAUCAUCAGGGACUGGACCGACGGCUGUCUGAGUCGUGACAAGAUGGAGCACGAGAUUGUGAAGAAAGAGAGAAAAUCGUUCAUUAUCAACAUCUCUAAAGACUAUUCCAUCGUCUCUCAGUUUACCAGUUUCGUUGCCAUCGAAGAGAGAGAAAGGGAUGAGGUGUUUGACCAAAGGAACGGCCCCGCUAUCAGUGACCUGGUUGCCAAGGAGACGGUGGACAAGUUGGCGUACAUGGGUUGGGAUUUGGAUGAGUCAGCAGAUCCUGUCAAGGAGGCAGAGGAGGCGUUGGAAGAGUGCCAGAUGUCAGGUGAUCUGGAGAAGAGGAAGAGACUGCUGAGGGAGACCGAGACAGUCCUUGGUCCGACCCACCCUCUCCGAUUCCAGGUCUUCAAAAAUUUGACGACUGAAAUGCUCUCGAAAAACCAGCCCAAAGAAGCAUAUGAGGUUGCCAUGGCAAUGCAGUCCCAAUUAGAGCUCACCUACACGUCAGAUGCAGCACGCUACUUGGAAGAUGUAAAGCAGUUUAUAGCAACGACCAUAGAGCCACAGGCCAAGCGAGACGACUACCUAAACCUAGCAAAGGAGGCGGAAGCAGCCAAAGACUAUUCCGCUGCUCUGAACUACCUCAAACUAGCCGAUCGUGGAAAGGUCACCGCGUCUUCCGUCACUCUCCCUCUUCUCUCUCGCUGUCUGAGAGGGCUAUGUCGCGACCCCGCCCACGACUGGAAGAAGCUUUCUCGUGAGACCACGCCCGAGGAUAGAGAGGGGCUGAGAAAGAUGAGAAUGGUGGCGGAGGAAAUCGAGGACGUGUGUUCGGAGGUCUCGAGUCUAACCAAAAGUAUGUCUUCCCGAUCCACUGAGCUUGGCUUUCUCAAGAUUGGUCGUGGACCCAAUGAAGUUUCUUUUCUUCGGAUGAAGAUAAAUAUCGAAUGUCUACGCUACCGCCACGAACUCAGCCCAGACGACGAGAAACUGAGGCAACGGGUGGACGCUCUGCAAAAGUCGGCGCUGAGGUAUGCACAGGGUCACCUCCCCAAUCACCCCGCGAGGCUAGAAAUUAUCCUCGAUCGGUGCCGAUUUCUGAGAGAGACGGAACCGCAGGAAGCGCUUCGACUGGCAAAGACGACGUUCGACGAGGCAGUCUCGAGUCUCGAUUCGCUCGCGGAGGACUCGUACAGAGAGACGACUCUGGCCCUGCAGGAGUUGAGGGACCACGUGACGGUGUGGGGGGAGGAGGAGAGGGAGAAGGAGAGGGUGAGGGAGGAGGCCAGGAGGAGAGAGGAAGAGAAGGCGAGGGAAAGGGAAAGGAAGGAGGAAGAAAAGAGACAAAGACAAGCGGAAACGAAACGAGCUGAGGUGCCACGCCCACCACCGCCUCCCCCGGUAUCCCAAUUAGAACCCGUCGUCCUGGGAGACGAGGACUUAUAUGUGAAGAAAGCUCUCGUAAUUGACACGGGAAUGGCCACCGUCAAGAAGGACAGCUACGUGGGAGAUGAAGCACAGAGCAAACGAGGCAUCCUCACAAUGUCCAGUCCAUUCCAGAGAACGUCUCGGGCUCGGGCUCCGACUGGGGGUCCGCCUCGAGCUCGGGCUUGGGAUGGGGGUCUGAGGCGGUCUCGGGCUCUGGCUACAGGGGCUCUGAGUGGUCUUCCGAGUCGGGUUCCGAGUUUUUCUGCGUCUGAGAGCGCUCCGCAAGUGUCGGCAAAAGAAGGGUUUCGUCAUGAACUUGAGAUGCAGGAAGAAAUCUCGAGGCCUAUGAGAGAGCUGGAAAAGGCCAAAGAAAAGUUGACAGCGAUAAGGAAAUCAAGGUCACAACGAGAGGCCAAAGCAGAUGCCGAUGUGGAGAAAGAUGGAAAAUUCGUUGGUAUGACGUACUAUAUAAUUACAUUACGCUACAUUAUGUACGCAUUAGAGAAAUCGCGACAGAGUCGCACCCCCCGAAUAUAUGAUUUUAGCUGUGCUAUGGGGAAACCUUCUCCACUGCCUCCCACCAAAGCUGUUCCACCAAGUGCGCCCACCCGACUAUCCUCAGAGCUCCGUUCUAUUGAAAAACCUCUUCCACCUCCUCCCCCUGAAGAAGAAGAAGAAGAGUUGUAUGACUUAGCGCUCCCUUCUUCCCCUACACCAGCCAGAAACGAGGGGUAUCUACUCUCAUCCUUGUCUGAUGUGACGGCUACAGCAGAACCUGCAACCAACAGUGGGUAUAUACGGUCUAAAGUGAGGGCUAUACGGUUGCAUGGUCGACCACGUGGCGUAGUGAGAGCAGCUGGGAAAGUUCACUCCCGAUCUGGUAUACCUACCGAUGUGCCGGUCGGAGCCAGUCUCAACCUCUCUACAAUAGAAAUUGAUGCGAAGAGCCUAACUUCUCCAGAGGUGGAUAAAUUAGUAGCAGAGGACGAUCUUUUCGGAGACACCGAAAUGUAUUCUGCAAUCUCAGCAUCAGACGCUGCUGCCCCAUUGCCACCUCCGGGAAGGAGGGCAUUCCGUUCUCCAGUUCGAGGUCCUCCACCUGGACCCAGUGUCGUUUCUAUGAGUCUCAGGAUGCCAUCUCUGACAAGGAGGAGAUCCCCUCAAGUUCGAUGUCCUCCACCUGGACCCAGUGUCGAUUCUAUGAGUUUCAGGAUGCCACCUACUGCAGCAGCUGGUGGUCCCCCACCCCCACCCCCUGAUCUCAUUUGUUAUGAUGCCCCACGCCCACUUUAUUCCGCUGCAUUUGGUUAUGGUGGCAUACCCCCACCCCCUCCAACACGUGGUGGUCCCCCACCCCCACCCCCUCCAACAUUCGGUGGACCCCCACCCCCUAGAGCACCGAUGCCUGCGUCUGCACCUCCACCCCCUCCACUGCCCGGUGGUGCACCGCCCCAACCCCCUGAGGCACCAAAAAUUGCACCUGGUGGUCCCCCACCCCCGGCCCCACCUCUCUCUUCGGCAAGGUCACUAAUGGAUGAAAUGGGAGUGGUGGCAGAGACGAGGUCCAUAACUGCAUCACUGGAGGGAGUGAGUGAAGUAGAAAUGGUGAUGGUGAAUCUGCAUGAUACACCUUCAUCAAAUGGGAACCGUCUGCAGAAUCUACAACAAGAAGUUGAACAGGCCAAGUCAACCCUCCAGGACAACAUCUACAAAGUCGUAACUCGCGGAGAAAAACUAGAUGAUCUUGAAGAGAAAGCAGAAGCACUUCAGGUGCAGGCCUUUGCGUUUCAGAAGGCAGUGCGGAAGAUUCGUCCAGAUGAUAUUAUCGCAGAAGAGGCCAUGUCGAGUGACGACGAGUACCUUGGAUCUAAGUUUUCGGAGGAAGAUCAGUUGGCUAUCUUGCCCCCAUCACUGGACGAGGGGAGGAGGAGGAAGGAAGAGAGGUACCCGGAAGUGAGGGUCACCCAGCUGGAGGGCCUGUUCCAGAACCAACAUGACACGGGGUACUGGGAACUGGACUGUCUCGACCUGCUGCAGCUGGACUCUGAGAGGGUCAGGAACCUUCUGGAACAGUCCGGAUACAAAUCUCUCGGUCAGUCAGUGUGCACAGACCUGCUGAGGCUUAUUGCCACACUAGUCAUUCUCAAAAUCCUCAGUAAAGUACUGGAACACUUGUUCCCACUCUCAUUCUCUCCAAGACUGGCCAUAUGUGGCAGAGUUGACUCAGAGUUUGCAGGAGGAGUGGAGAAGGCAGUGGCCUAUUUCAACCAAACUGAGUCCCGCCACCCCAGUCUGUGUGCCAGACUGGAGCUGGGCUAUAGCUGGGAGGAGGCGGCCAGGAACAUCAUCUCACAAUGUCUGUGAACUGACAUUUUUAUCAGUAGCAUAGAGCAAACAGGGACUGAAUUUUUAAGCAACACUUUGCAUGUGAUGUUGUUCGUACGUAGAUUUUUUGCUUGCUGCAUUUU
Molecule: messenger RNA, 5481 nt
Organism: Geodia barretti
Lineage: Eukaryota; Metazoa; Porifera; Demospongiae; Tetractinellida; Geodiidae
Source: the annotation of a GenBank genome assembly